Molecule: messenger RNA, 636 nt
Organism: Sordaria macrospora k-hell
Lineage: Eukaryota; Fungi; Ascomycota; Sordariomycetes; Sordariales; Sordariaceae
Source: RefSeq, a predicted model, not a curated record
AUGGACAUUACCAUGGGUCCCUUUCUCUGUUGUCCCAUCCCAAUGCCCGUUUCGACUCGUGCAGUCACGUUGGACUUGCCAUGGCUCGUCGCUGCAGUCAGCAAGAGCCUAGAGGACUUUGGAGGAAGCACCGUGGACCAGAACCCAAAUGCGUCCAUGGCAGGCGACUGGGCCUUUCGACCUUCAGAGGCCGAUAUGUCCUUCACAUUGCCAACAUGUUCUUGCCACAUACCUAAUGCCAUUCUUUUCUUUCCCUUUCUCUUCCUCGACGGCCUUGUGCUAUCUGUGCUGUUUCUUAAAACAGCGGCAGCCUUUUCUGCCAACGCAUUGUCCUUGUGUAGCUCUGCUAGGAGUACACUGGGAAUACUCCAAAAACCCUCCGCUGUGAAUGCGCAAACAGUCUACAUUGUGCCGUUCCAGUCACUCAAAUACUGGAGUGGCGCGUGGAAGCUCAUAAAUAGCCCUAGGCUCAUGGGGUUCUCAUAUAUCAAUAUGAGUUUCAUCGAUAUGAUCAUCAUGAUGGUUAUCUAUCUCACCAUGGAGACCGGACUCAUCCGUCUGAUGAACAUCCCGGAACUCUUCAACAAAGUAGUGCACUUUGGUAAUGGCUUGCAAGGACACCGCCUUUGGUCUUGA